Molecule: messenger RNA, 597 nt
Organism: Diabrotica balteata
Lineage: Eukaryota; Metazoa; Arthropoda; Insecta; Coleoptera; Chrysomelidae
Source: the annotation of a GenBank genome assembly
CUUUUUCAUCAGACAUUGUCAAUAUUAAGUACUCUCAAAUACUGUCAAUAUUAAAAAUCUGAUCAUAUUUGAUCAUAUCAAUAUGUCUUUACUUGGAAGAGUAGCACGAGUGGUAAAGAGCUGUGGUAGAAUACAACCCAUAUUUUUCAAGAACGAUAUGCGUCCUAUAAGCUACCUAGCAGUCCAACACGAAUCAGUCAAGGAUAUGAUAGCGCGAUACGAGUGCAUCUUCGGCCGAGAAGACUCUGAUGGUUGGGACGUGCGCCAAGCUAUGAACGAUUUAACAGCCUACGACUCUGUUCCCGAGCCGAGAAUCAUCAUCGCCGGACUGCACGCUUGUAGGCGCUUGAACGACUAUGCUCUUUCUGUGAGAUUUUUAGAGAUGGUAAGGAACAAGUGCGGCAAUAACGUUGAUUCUAUUUGGCCAUACAUUCUUCAAGAAGUAGGACCAACAGUAGCGGAGUUGGGGUGUGAUUUUCCCGAAAGUUUGGGAUACGACAAGCCAGAGUUGUGGUGGGAGUCGGUAUUUGAUAUGUAGGUGAACAAUUUAACAUAUUUUUAUACCUUGGUCUGAGUUUGAAGUAAAAUAUAACCUAG